GUGGAGUAAAAGAUAACCAUUCUGCAGCAUCGCCCUCAUUGAGGAUCCUCCUGGUGGGCAAAACAGGCAGUGGGAAAAGUGCCACCGGGAACAGCAUCCUCGGCCAGCCAGUGUUUGAGUCCAACAAGGGCCAGGCUGUGACCAGGAGAUGCCAGGGGAAGACAGGCAUGUGGGGCGAGAGGAACAUCCUGGUGGUCGACACGCCCCCCAUCUUUGAGUCAAAGGCCCAGACCCAAGAGAUGUACAAGGACAUCGGGGACUGCUACCUGCUCUCCGCCCCAGGGUCCCACGUGCUGCUCCUGGUGACCCAGCUGGGGUGUUUCACGGCCCAGGACGUGGCGGUGGUGAGGAGGGUGAAGGAGGUCUUUGGGGUAGGGGUCAUGAGACACAUGGUCAUCCUCUUCACCCACAAGGAAAACCUAGUGGACGAGUCCUUGGAUGAGUAUGUGGCGAACACGGACAACCAGAGGGGCCUGGUGCUGGUGCGGGAGUGCGGGAGGAAGGAGUGCAGGAGGAGGUGCUGUGCCUUCAACAACCGGGCGGGCGAGGAGCAGCGGCGGGAACAGCUGGAGACGCUCAUGGCCGUGGUCAACGGGCUGGAUGGGGAGCACGAGGGCAGCUUCUACAGCAAUGACCUCUUCCUGGAGGCCCAGCUGCUGCAGGGACGUGGGGCCUGCGAGGAGGACUCCAGGCUGUACCUGGCCAAGGUGAGGGGGCAGCUGCGCAAGCAGGAGCGGGAGCUCGAGGAGAUGGACAGGCCCUGGGUGGUCAGGGGACGUGGGGCCUGCGAGGAGGACUCCAGGCUGUACCUGGCCAAGGUGAGGAGACAGCUGCGCAAGCAGGAGCGGGAGCUCGAGGAGAUGGACAGGCCCUGGGCGGUCAGGGCGCUCCUCAGACUCCGAGACUACAUGGCCUCUCUGUCAUAG
This is a messenger RNA of Galeopterus variegatus (Sunda flying lemur), 926 nucleotides long. Its product is annotated as GTPase IMAP family member 5-like. NCBI's taxonomy places the organism in Eukaryota, Metazoa, Chordata, Mammalia, Dermoptera, Cynocephalidae. The record is from RefSeq and is a predicted model, not a curated record. Gene Ontology annotation, molecular function: GTP binding.